AUGGGCCUGUUCUUCGAAACAUUACCCCCUUCGCUCCUCCCGUGGCUUCUGGAGCAAAAGGUCUUUUACAUCGCCUCGGCCCCUUUAUCGGGCGACGGACACGUCAAUGUCUCCCCCAAGGGCGUCUCGGACAAGGGCGGCCCCUUCUUCGGCGUCAUCAAGGAACCCAAGAACGGCCCAGUGGUCGGUGCGGCGCGCGGUGAUGGCACUGACAACGCCAAUGGCAACGACGAGGAGAAAUCGGCAAACGACAACGACAAGAACGUCGUCAUCCGCAAGUUCUGGUACAUGGACCUGACGGGCUCGGGCAUCGAGACGACCUCGCAUCUGCACGAACCGGGCAACGGGCGCAUCACCGUCAUGUUCAAUGCGUUUUCGGGUCCGCCGCGGAUUCUGAGACUUUGGGGUAAAGGCACACCCCUGGAAUACGGCACGCCCGCAUUCAAUGAGAUCGUCGCUUCACAAAAAAUCACAAUCAUCCCCGGCACCCGCUCCAUCAUCUUGGUCGACAUCCACCAGGUCGGCACGUCGUGCGGCUUCUCCAUGCCGUGCUACGAGUUUGUCAGCUUCCGCCCGACACUCAACGACUUUUUCGAGAAGCGCGUCGCAAACGAAAAGGCUGGGAAGAGGGAAGAUGGGAUUGAGAGGUACUGGGCGCACAAAAACGCGUGGAGCAUGGACGGCCUGCCGGGCAUGCAGCGCGGCGUCAAGACCGCCGUGGCCGAGGACGUGAAGCCGAUCAAGAAAAUGGUCGGUCCGUACGCGCCGGGGUCGGUGGGAAGGUCGCAGAGGCCGGCUGGCGCGUUCACCCCGGGCCAUCUGAUCCUCGUGGCCAUCCUGAGUUCCCUGACGACCGCCAUCGUCCUUCUGAUUCUGUCGAGAGUCGGGAAUGUCAAGGUGCUGGUGGGGAGAGGGGUUUGGACAUGA
Fonsecaea pedrosoi CBS 271.37 is the source of this 927-nucleotide messenger RNA. RefSeq lists its product as uncharacterized. The transcript is spliced from 3 exons. NCBI's taxonomy places the organism in Eukaryota, Fungi, Ascomycota, Eurotiomycetes, Chaetothyriales, Herpotrichiellaceae. The record is from RefSeq and is a predicted model, not a curated record. Bases 1 to 927 code for a protein of 308 amino acids.